UAUUUUCUUACAUGCUCAAAAAAAAUAUUCAUUCAUCAAAUAUUGAUCAAACCCUAAAGAGAGUUAAACAUGGCAAGAGAAGGUUUAGGACUUGAAAUAACCGAGCUAAGGUUAGGUUUAUCAUGCGGUGAUCAACCAAAGAAUGAGAAGAAGAGGAAGUUCUCGGAGAUCGAGUGUGGCGGGGAAGGAGAUGGAGGCUCCGGUGACCGGAAAAGUGUUGAUAAGAAGAAUCAAGUUGUCGGGUGGCCUCCGGUGUGCUCGUACCGGAAGAAGAACAUGAAUGAAGGUUCAAAAAUGUAUAUGAAGGUUAGUAUGGAUGGAGCUCCUUACUUGCGUAAGAUUGAUCUUGGUUUGCAUAAGGGAUACUUGGAGUUGGCUUUGGCUUUGGAGAAGCUCUUUGAUUGUUGUGGAAUUGAAGAGGCAUUGAAGGAUGCAGAAAAUUGUGAACACGUUCCAAUUUAUGAAGACAAAGAUGGUGAUUGGAUGCUGGUCGGAGAUGUCCCGUGGGAGAUGUUUAUUGAGUCAUGCAAGAGGCUGAGGAUUAUGAAGAGGUCAGAUGCAAAGGGCUUUGGUUUGCAACCAAAAGGGUCUUUGAAGAGAUUCAUAUAGAAAGUGAAAGAUAUGUUAGGCUUCUAAACAAUGAAAAAGAUUGUCAAUUUGGAUUUAUGUUGUUCUUUUAUUAUAUUUGAGAAGCAUCCCUUUAUACUAUAGUUUGAUAUGAAUGAACUAGGGUUUUAUUA
Vicia villosa (hairy vetch) is the source of this 740-nucleotide messenger RNA. Its product is annotated as auxin-induced protein IAA6. NCBI's taxonomy places the organism in Eukaryota, Viridiplantae, Streptophyta, Magnoliopsida, Fabales, Fabaceae. The coding region runs from base 70 to 609 and encodes 179 amino acids. Gene Ontology annotation, cellular component: nucleus. The record is from RefSeq and is a predicted model, not a curated record. The transcript is spliced from 3 exons. Gene Ontology annotation, biological process: regulation of DNA-templated transcription. Gene Ontology annotation, molecular function: protein binding.